AUGUCGAAGGUUGUCAACUGUAUGAUUGAUAUUUUAUCAGCGGUUGAAGUGGAAAAGAAUGGGAAAAAGAUGAGAUUCUGGUGGAUCCCGACAGCUUUAUCGCGGCCAGACAGUUUAUGUUAUAGUACUAUAAGUAAUAAAAAGACAUGGUUUGAAUGGUGUGGAGAGGUUGAUCAGUUGGAAAAGGUUUACGUGCCUGUGCUUGCUAAAAGACAUUGGUUUCUAGCCGUAAUCAAUAUGUUUGAGAAGAAAGUUAAUGUGUUCGAUAACUUCAGCAUUCCUUCGUAUUUAUUAUGUGGUGGCAUAAUUAUGUCGAUGCUAUGCUCCAUGGACAAUGCAUUCAGUGAACAAUUCAAAAAAGUUUACGGAUCCGAUUUUUCUUUUACACAAUUUAGUAUAAGUGAACCUAUUUCCCAUCGAUACAAAUGCGUUGAUUAUGAUUGCAGUGUGUAUGUCACAAGAAUGCUUCUACAAGAAUAUGUGAAGGGAGUGUUAGGUGAUGAAGCAGAUGAUGUGGUUGAUGACUAUGUUCCUGGAAUACCUAUUCGAAUAGGACCAUUAUAUGUACCGCGGGAGUUUGAUUGGAAGGUUAUAGGGGCACUAAUUUUGACAUCUUCACUGAACAAAAGAAGAGAUUUUAUAAUAGAGAAAGCGUCCUGCGUUUGUUAACUUUGUUUUGUAAUUUUGUGAGUAAUGUGAAUAGGCACACAAUUAUGAAAUGCAAGGAUUGCAUUAGUUAGAAAGCUACGCUAAGGAAGAAGAAAAAGAAGAUAUUGAA
Humulus lupulus (European hop) is the source of this 778-nucleotide messenger RNA. RefSeq lists its product as uncharacterized. Gene Ontology annotation, molecular function: cysteine-type peptidase activity. The transcript has 5 exons. Gene Ontology annotation, biological process: proteolysis. Bases 1 to 669 code for a protein of 222 amino acids. The record is from RefSeq and is a predicted model, not a curated record. Lineage: Eukaryota; Viridiplantae; Streptophyta; Magnoliopsida; Rosales; Cannabaceae.